Messenger RNA from Trypanosoma conorhini, 2274 nucleotides. Its product is annotated as generic methyltransferase. Lineage: Eukaryota; Euglenozoa; Kinetoplastea; Trypanosomatida; Trypanosomatidae. The transcript has a single exon. The coding region runs from base 1 to 2274 and encodes 757 amino acids. The record is from RefSeq and is a predicted model, not a curated record.
AUGACCAGCUUGACGCUCAAGCACUACUCCCAAGCGGAGGCGGAGCGGCGCUUUCGGCUUCCUCCUGGACGGGAUCUUUUUCACCAGCGCAUCCCCACGCUCAAUGAGGGUGACGCAAAACAAAAAAUGAAUGAAAUACUUCAGUACGUGCACAACACCAUGGAGCUGUAUGAAAAGGUCUUUGACAGUGUGGCGACGGAAGAGGGCUUUUUUGUGCAACCGGUCCACAAGCUUCGCCACCCGUUGAUUUUUUAUUAUGGCCACACCGCCUGUUUUUACAUUAACAAAUUGUGCGCGGCGGGGCUCUCUAAGCGCAUUAAUCCGCGGUUUGAGGAAAUUUUUGCCGUCGGCGUGGAUGAGAUGAGCUGGGACGACCUCAACGAGGAGCACUACAGUUGGCCCACCGUGGAUGAGGUGACGGAGUACCGUCGGGCGGUCCGCGACCACGUGGGUGAGAUGCUGUCCAGCGGACGGCACCAGCUGCACCUCCCCCUCACCUUUGAGAACAGCACGAGGAGCCUGGACAACUCCUUUUGGUGGGUAAUGCUGAUGUGCGCCGAGCAUGAGCGUAUUCACGUGGAGACCGCCUCCGUGCAUGUGCGAGAGCUUCCCAUGCAAUUUAUUAAUCCCGCCAUGUCCUCCUUCUGGAGACGCUGCCGCGAGGUCAACUCAAAAGCCCCGGUCAAUGAGCUGAUCGACGUGGGUGGGGGCAAAGUGCGCGUUGGGCGUGACCCGAAUUCUUCAGUCUACGGCUGGGACUGUGAUUACUCAGACGGGAAUUACUUUAUUGACGUGCCCGCGUUCAAGGCAAGCAAGUAUGUUGUUUCGAAUGCGGAAUUUAUGUCAUUCCUAAAAGCUGAUGGAUAUGCUACACAGCGCUACUGGGAUGAGGAGGGUUGGAAGUGGGUUCAGUGGAAGAAGCCCCAGCAUCCAUGGUUCUGGGUGCGUGAUGAGUCUCGCCCCGACGGCUAUGCACUUCGUCUUCAGACGGAGUUAAUUGAUUUGCCGUGGAAUUGGCCAUGUGAAUUAAACAACCUUGAGGCACACGCCUUUUGCCGGUUUAAGAGUGAACAAUCCGGAAAAAAUAUUCGAAUGCUGACCGAGGCGGAAUGGCUGCUGCUGUGGGAUAGGCAUGUGGGCAAGGAUCAGAUGUGCUGGGGGAAGGCACCUGGAAAUCUCAAUCUGGAACACUUUCAAAGCAGCUGCCCGGUGGACAAGUUCCCGCAUGGCCCCUUCUUCGACAUUGUUGGUAACGUUUGGCAACACUGCGAGACAAAAGUAUACCCCUACCCCGGCUACAAGGUUCAUCCUUUCUACGACGAUUUUUCAAUGCCUACAUUUGAUGGCCGUCAUGCAUGCAUGAAGGGUGGGGCGUGGGUCAGCAGCGGAAACGAGGCCACCCGGGACGCCCGUUUUGCCUUCCGCCGUCACUUCUUCCAGUACAUUGGCCUCCGCUACGUGGAGGGCGCCGCGGUGAACGAGGAGCGCUACUGCCGGAGCGUCUUGGGACUUGACCCCGAAGUUGACAUCAUAACCGACAUGUGCUUUCGCGACUCUGUCAAAGGUGUUACAAACGGCUGCGUUAAGAUUGCCGAGUACGCCAUGGCUCAGUUCAAGGCCUACGCUCAGGUUGAACCCAAGCGUGCGCUGGAUUUUGCCUGCGGAGCUGGUCGGGUUUCCUUUGAGUUGUCUUCCCUCUUUGGCCAAGUGGUUGGCUCUGAUUUCACGGCCCGCCACCUUAUUCCGGCAUAUGCCUUGCUUGAACGGGGCACAUGCACGUACAGCACCUUGGAUGCUGCCUCACUGCAGCGUGUGGGAAAGUCGGUGGAGGCGUCAAAUUAUUCAUGGGGCAACAAUCGUAACCGCGUCACCUUCUUUCAGUCUGACCCUGCAAACCUUCACGGUCACAUGACAAACUUUUCCUUGAUUGUCUGCUGGAAUACGCUUGAGAGAGCCUCAGCCCCUGCCGCAGUCCCACCGCAUCUGCUGAGCCGGCUGGAGGAGGGCGGCAUCCUCGUCAUGGGAGGCCAAUAUGAAUGGGUUGAAGGCAGCGCGCCAGUGAAGGAGUAUUGGGACGAGACGGCUUCGUCUCGCCGGGGACUUUCAGAGGGGGAGGUGCACAAACUGCUUGGAGCCGAAUCCGCGGUCGAGCGCGUCGGGGAGCCCAUUGACGUGGUGAUCGCGUUCCCGGAGUCGGAUCGUGCGGCAAAUCUAAAAAAAGUGCACUUCACCACGUACCGGAAGAAAGUGAAACACGUGACCCCGGGGGCGUGA